Molecule: messenger RNA, 2813 nt
Organism: Calypte anna (Anna's hummingbird)
Lineage: Eukaryota; Metazoa; Chordata; Aves; Apodiformes; Trochilidae
Gene: CNOT2
Product: CCR4-NOT transcription complex subunit 2
Exons: 15
Coding region: 179-1741 (520 amino acids)
Biological process (GO): regulation of stem cell population maintenance; nuclear-transcribed mRNA poly(A) tail shortening; regulation of DNA-templated transcription
Cellular component (GO): CCR4-NOT core complex; P-body
Source: RefSeq, a predicted model, not a curated record
GCCUUACGGCGGCGCUUGCCCCCGCCCCUUAGCGCUGGCUGCCAGGUCGAACGGCGGCGGGGUCACGGCGGCGGCGGCCGGGUCAGAGGGUAAAGGUUGCUCCCCCAGCAUCCUCCGUGCUGGAUACUCAGCCAUCUUGGAUCCGCGGGACAAGAAAAUUCAUGCGGUGACAAACAGCAUGUUUGGUGCUUCAAGGAAGAAGUUUGUAGAGGGGGUUGAUGGUGACUACCAUGAUGAAAACAUGUACUACAGCCAAUCAUCGAUGUUCCCUCAUCGGUCAGAAAAAGAUAUGCUGGCAUCACCGUCAACAUCAGGUCAACUGUCUCAGUUUGGGGCAAGCUUAUAUGGGCAACAAAGUGCACUAGGCCUUCAAAUGAGGGGAAUGAGCAACAAUACCCCUCAGUUAAAUCGCAGCUUAUCACAAGGCACUCAGUUACCGAGCCACGUAACGCCAACAACAGGGGUACCAACAAUGUCACUUCAUACGCCUCCAUCUCCGAGCAGGGGGAUAUUGCCUAUGAAUCCUAGGAAUAUGAUGAACCACUCCCAGGUUGGUCAGGGCAUUGGAAUUCCCAGCAGGACAAACAGCAUGAGCAGUUCAGGGUUAGGCAGCCCCAACAGAAGCUCUCCAAGCAUAAUAUGUAUGCCAAAGCAGCAACCCUCUCGGCAACCUUUUACUGUGAACAGUAUGUCUGGAUUUGGAAUGAACAGAAAUCAGGCAUUUGGAAUGAAUAACUCCUUAUCGAGUAACAUUUUUAAUGGAACAGAUGGAAGUGAAAAUGUGACAGGACUGGACCUCUCAGAUUUUCCAGCACUAGCAGACAGAAACAGGAGGGAAGGAAGUGGCAAUCCAACUCCAUUAAUAAACCCUUUAGCUGGAAGGGCACCCUAUGUUGGAAUGGUGACAAAACCAGCAAGUGAGCAGUCCCAGGACUUUUCAAUACACAAUGAAGAUUUUCCAGCAUUACCAGGCUCCAGCUACAAAGAUCCAACAUCAAGUAACGAUGACAAUAAAUCUAAUUUGAGUACAUCAGGCAAAACAUCAUCCAGCACAGAUGGACCUAAGUUUCCUGGAGAUAAAAGUUCAACUACGCAAAACAACAACCAGCAGAAAAAAGGGAUCCAGGUGUUACCUGAUGGUCGAGUUACCAACAUUCCUCAAGGGAUGGUGACGGACCAGUUUGGAAUGAUUGGCUUGUUAACAUUCAUCAGGGCAGCAGAGACAGAUCCAGGAAUGGUACAUCUUGCAUUAGGAAGUGAUUUAACAACACUAGGUCUCAAUCUCAAUUCUCCUGAAAAUCUUUAUCCUAAAUUUGCAUCACCCUGGGCAUCAUCACCUUGUCGACCUCAAGACAUAGACUUCCAUGUUCCAUCUGAAUACUUAACUAACAUUCACAUUAGGGAUAAGCUGGCUGCAAUAAAACUUGGCCGAUAUGGAGAAGAUCUCCUGUUUUAUCUCUAUUACAUGAAUGGAGGAGAUGUAUUACAGCUAUUAGCAGCAGUAGAGCUAUUUAACCGGGAUUGGAGAUACCACAAAGAAGAACGAGUAUGGAUCACCCGGGCACCCGGCAUGGAGCCAACAAUGAAAACCAAUACGUAUGAGAGGGGAACAUAUUACUUCUUUGACUGUCUUAACUGGAGGAAAGUAGCUAAGGAGUUCCAUCUGGAAUAUGACAAAUUAGAAGAAAGGCCUCAUCUGCCAUCAACUUUCAACUACAACCCUGCUCAGCAAGCCUUCUAAAGACUUCCCUUUUCUUGGGGUAUGGCUGUCUCAGCACAAUACUCAACAUAACUGCAGAACUGAUGUGGCUCAGGCAUCUUGGUUUUAAUUCCUUGAGGAUCUGGCAAUUGGCUCAUGCGAAGGGUCACCAUUUGAGGUCCUGCCUUACUAAUUAUGUGCUGCCCAACAACUAAAUUUGUAAUCGUUUUUCUUUAGUUUGAGCAGGGUCUGAAUUUUUGUUUUUGUUAUUAUUUUUUGCCAGCAGACAAGCUUGGGUCUGUAAAGACAAGCAAGUACACUGACAAAAGUUUACCACUUAGUUUUCCAAAAUGUAAAAACGACAAAAAAAAAAAAAGAAAAAAAGACAAAAAAUUAGACAACAAAAUUUGCAUUGUUCAUUGUAGCACUAUUGGUAAUAAAAAAUGUUUGUGCAUUUUUAUGUGAAGAUCCUUCUCGUAUUUCAUUUGGAAAGAUGAGCAAGGUUUGCUUCCUUCAUUUUACUUCCCCUUCUGUUUUUGAAAGGCAGUUUUCGCCAAGCUUAAUGCAAGAAUAUCUGACUGUUUAGAAGAAAGAUAUUGCCACAGUCUCUGGUUAGUUUCCAGAGUUGUGUAUUACUGAGCUUCAUCUUUCCAGAAUGAGCAAAACACUGUCCAGUCUUUGUUACGAUUUUGUAAUAAAUGUGUACAUUUUUUUUAAAUUUUUGGACAUCACAUGAAUAAAGGUAUGUAUGUACGAAUGUGUAUAUAUUAUAUAUAUGACAUCUAUUUUGGAAAAUGUUUGCCCUGCUGUACCUCAUUUUUAGGAGGUGUGCAUGGAUGCAAUAUAUGAAAACGGGACAUUCUGGAACUGCUGGUCAGGGGACUACUUUGUCGCCCUGUGCACUAAAGGGCCAGAUUUUCAGCAGCCAAGGACAUCCAUACCCAAGUGAAUGUGAUGGGACUUAAAGAAGUGAACUGAGACAAUUCACUCUGGCUGUUUGAACAGCAGCGUUUCAUAGGAAGAGAAAAAAAAAAAAAAAAAAAGAUCAAUCUUGUAUUUUCUGACCACAUAAAGGCUUCUUCUCUUUGUAAUAAAGUAGAAAAGCUCUCCUCAC